Messenger RNA from Balaenoptera ricei (Rice's whale), 232 nucleotides. RefSeq names its product small ribosomal subunit protein uS14-like. NCBI's taxonomy places the organism in Eukaryota, Metazoa, Chordata, Mammalia, Artiodactyla, Balaenopteridae. The record is from RefSeq and is a predicted model, not a curated record. Gene Ontology annotation, cellular component: cytosolic small ribosomal subunit; ribosome. Gene Ontology annotation, biological process: translation. The coding region runs from base 14 to 184 and encodes 56 amino acids. Gene Ontology annotation, molecular function: zinc ion binding; structural constituent of ribosome. The transcript has a single exon.
CCGAGAAAGCAACAUGGGGCACCAGCAGCUCUACUGGAGCCAUCCGAGAAAAUUCGGCCAGGGUUCUCGUUCUUGCCGCGUCUGCUCAAACCGGCACGGUCUGAUCCGGAAAUACGGCCUCAAUAUGUGCCACCAGUGUUUCCGCCAGUACGCGAAGGACAUCGGCUUCAUUAAGUUGGACUAAGUGUGAACUUCUUGAAUGGGUCAUCACGCAUAUCUACCUUCCUCAGAA